Messenger RNA from Medioppia subpectinata, 429 nucleotides. The record is from the annotation of a GenBank genome assembly. Lineage: Eukaryota; Metazoa; Arthropoda; Arachnida; Sarcoptiformes; Oppiidae.
AUGUCUCUCGCGUUCCACUGCAGCAAAACAUGCCUUCUUCUGUGCGUUCGCAACAAGCGUUACGCUUUCAUUCCAAACGCCGACCCCUGCGUCGACACUGCCAUAGAACACUGCCUGCACGCCACCCCACCCUCGCGUCACGUCAUUCGCGACCGCUCUCUCACUCCUUAUAAAGAACGCGAUGUCAGUGCAAAGCCUUCUCUCCGUUUCGGGCUCUCGAGUCUCGGGAAACUCUUGAUGGCGGCGGCCGCGAUCGCCAACGUGGUCAAGUCGUCGCUCGGACCGAUCGGAUUGGACAAAAUGCUGGUCGACGACAUCGGGGACGUGACCAUCACGAACGACGGCGCCACCAUUCUGGGCCUGUUGGAAGUGGAGCACCCGGCGGCCAAAGUGCUCGUCGACUUGGCGCAACUGCAGGACCAGGAAGUG